Molecule: messenger RNA, 589 nt
Organism: Ilex paraguariensis (yerba mate)
Lineage: Eukaryota; Viridiplantae; Streptophyta; Magnoliopsida; Aquifoliales; Aquifoliaceae
Source: the annotation of a GenBank genome assembly
AAUAUUGGGAAAAUUAGAUAUGUCCGAGAGAUUACUCAAAUGGGCUAUCGAACUAGGCGAGUUUGACAUACAAUACCAAGCAAGAGUAGCUAUUAAGGCACAGACAGUAACAGAUUUUGUAACAGAGCUCACGGCACUCGAGGAAGAAGUAGCACCUUCACCAACACUAGGGCAUGUGCCCGUCUUGCCUAACGUAGGGCGCCCAACCCUUGACUCACGUAUGCCUAAUGCCUCACUGAGACACCCAACUCCUCCCUCUACCCCACCAGGGCACCUAGAUCAUGCUUCUACCUCACCAGGGCACCUAAGCCUCCAGUGCCUUUGCCAACACCAGGGCCUGUGCCCACCUUGCCCAAUGCAAGGUGCCCAACCCCUGCCUUACGCAUGCCCAGCUCCUCCCUUUGCCUCACCAAGGCGCCUAACUCCUCAUUCUACCUCACUAGGGCAACAAAGCCUCCAGCACCUCCACUUCACCAGGGCGCCCAGCUCCUUCUUCCACCUCAAUAGGGUGCCCAAGCCUCCAACCCCUUCGCUAGUACCAGGGCCUGUGUUUGCCUCGCCCAACACAAGGAGCCCAGCCCUUGCCUAA